GUGGAUCCCUUGCCUGUUGCGCUAUACAAUUUCAAUGCGAGGACGAGGCGUGGCUUCAAUGACCCACGAGCUGGCUUUGUGGUGAUCGCUCGACAGACCUCUUUGUCACUACUCACGCACUAAUCAAUAAUUCACCACAUGCUGACCUCGGCGAGGUGAGGCUGACGUUGCGCAAGUAAGAACUGGGCCACGACGCAGACCGCGCAUCAAGAACAAUCGUCUCGACAUGCCUCGGCGACAGCACAUCACCCUACUCACUAUCAUUGGCGUGGCUACUUUCCUUGGGAUCUCCUUCGUGUCCAUAUUUCGGAACAACGCAGAGGGCACGCGACAUCCCGACUACCUUCCACAGUACAACGGACCCAGCGGCGGCUUGAAGAUUGAUGAUGGGAUUCUACAUGGAGAAGCCACGGCACCGAAGCUCGAGAACGCCACCCUGAAGGCAGAGCUUGGAAACGCAGCAUGGAAGGUGCUCCACACGAUGAUGGCGAAGUUCCCUGAUCGGCCGACAGAAGAAGACAGCGACGCGUUAAAAUCCUACAUCCACCUUUUUGCACGACUCUAUCCCUGUGGAGACUGCGCCCGGCAUUUCCAGAAGCUAUUGAAGAAGUUUCCUCCGCAGGUUACGUCGAGAUCGACCGCAGCCGCGUGGGCUUGCCACGUUCAUAAUAAGAUCAAUCAGAGGUUGAAGAAGGACCUGUUUGACUGCUCGAAGAUUGGGGACUUUUAUGAUUGUGGUUGUGCAGAGGAUGAGCAAGGGAAGAGUAAGGACGGUUUUACAAAGCUGGAGCUGGAGAAGGAAGGAUUGACGAGAGGAGGUUGAUACUGAUAGUUUCUUGUAACAUAUAUGGGAAAGCAUUGACGGGGUUGUGAAGCAUGGCGUUUAUGGUGGAGGCUGGUUUAGCAUUAUUCCCAUCAUAGGACUGCUGGGUCUGCAUUUGAGCGCCUUUUCCCAAAAUCGCUCCACGCUUGGGAGCAGAAUUCAGAAUGCGAAGACACAGCUUAUUGCAAAUACUGUGAAGGUGUGACUCAUAUUCUUCAAAUUUGAGGGCCACAUUGAUUAGCCAU
Messenger RNA from Hyaloscypha bicolor E, 1068 nucleotides. Its product is annotated as FAD dependent sulfhydryl oxidase-like protein Erv2. Bases 227 to 823 code for a protein of 198 amino acids. The transcript is spliced from 3 exons. The record is from RefSeq and is a predicted model, not a curated record. NCBI's taxonomy places the organism in Eukaryota, Fungi, Ascomycota, Leotiomycetes, Helotiales, Hyaloscyphaceae. Gene Ontology annotation, molecular function: flavin-dependent sulfhydryl oxidase activity; flavin adenine dinucleotide binding. Gene Ontology annotation, cellular component: mitochondrion.